AUGAUCUGUGACCCAGACAGCAUCAUAGACCUCAACGUGGGAGGUGUUUAUUACAGCACAAGCCUGGACACACUACGUAAAGAACCCAACAGUUACCUGGCCAAAAUCUUCUCGGACCGCACUAAGCAAAGCUCCAUCAGAGACACCAAAGGGAAAUACUUCAUUGAUCGGGACGGUGUUCUUUUCAGGUACAUCCUUGACUACCUCCGCAAUCUGAAACUGGUUCUGCCAGAAAACUUCCAUGAGAAAGAUCGCCUGCAACAAGAAGCUGAAUUCUACAAUCUUCCAGAUCUGGUGAAAAUCCUCAACAACUUUUCGACACACAGAUCUUCACAUCACUCGGCAUUUGCUGAGAAUUCGACUAACGCCUCUUCAAGUUCUGCGCCAUCUCCUGUGGGAGACAGGGGACCAGGCUUUAUCACUGUUGGCUACAGGGGCACAUUUGCUUUUGGACGAGAUGGCCUGGCUGACGUAAAGUUCCGCAAGUUGAGCCGAAUUAUUGUUUGUGGCAAGGUGUCUCUGUGUCGAGAAGUCUUCAAAGAUUCUUUGAACGAAAGUCGAGACCCUGAUCGAGGGGAAAAUGAUCGUUACACUAGUCGCUUUUUUCUGAAGCAUUCUUUCUUGGAACAAGCUUUCGAUAACUUGCAAGAGGAAGGCUUUACCCUUGUUGGAAGCUGUGGGUCUGGUACUAACAGCGCUGGGGAACUCAAACCAGGCAUGGAUUCAGAGGAAGCCAAAUGGCAACAUUAUAACGAGUUUAUUUUUGAACGACACUGA
Messenger RNA from Candidula unifasciata, 777 nucleotides. Lineage: Eukaryota; Metazoa; Mollusca; Gastropoda; Stylommatophora; Geomitridae. The record is from the annotation of a GenBank genome assembly.